Metopolophium dirhodum (rose-grain aphid) is the source of this 1414-nucleotide messenger RNA. RefSeq lists its product as uncharacterized. The transcript has 3 exons. The record is from RefSeq and is a predicted model, not a curated record. NCBI's taxonomy places the organism in Eukaryota, Metazoa, Arthropoda, Insecta, Hemiptera, Aphididae. Gene Ontology annotation, cellular component: extracellular matrix.
UUCUCCCCCGUCGGAUACCUGGUAAACCACCAUCACAUCGAGACUAUAUAAAUCGGUUCACCCACAUUUGCCAACUAUCAAUCACCAACGUUUGAUCUGUAACUGUCGCAAUUCAAGCACACAAAUACAGCCACUAAAACCAUCAAAAUGGCAUACAUGUUCGUAGUCAUCGCCGCCUCCAUCUUGGCCACCGCCUACGGAUCUCCCGUAGCAGCACCCAUCUACGCCGCUGGCCCAGCUUACUCUGCACCCGCAUACGCUGCUGCCCCGGCAUACGCUGCACCCUCAUCAUACUCUGCUCCUUCUUACAAACCAGCUUAUAAACCAGCAGCAUACGGACACGAAUCUUACGAUGCCCCAGCUCCAUACAACUUCGAAUACAGCGUAAACGACCCACACACCUACGACGUCAAGAGCCAAUCUGAAUACGCCGACGGAAACGGUUACGUCAAGGGAUCUUACAGCCUUUUGGAAGCUGACGGUUCCACCCGUACUGUUGAAUACACCGCUGACGACUACAACGGUUUCAACGCCGUCGUCAAGAACGAAGGUGGAUACAAGGCCCCAGCUUACUCUGCACCAGCAUACUCUGCACCAGCCUACAAGGCCCCAGCUUACGCUGCCCCAGCCUACUCUGCACCAGCCUACUCUGCACCAGCCUACAAGUCCCCAGCAUACGCUGCACCAGCUUACUCUGCACCAGCCUACAAGUCCCCAUCUUACUCCGCCCCGGCCUACAAAGCCCCAUACUCUGCUCCCUCAUACUCCGCCCCAGCCUACAAGGCCCCAGCAUACGCUGCACCAGCUUACUCCGCACCAGCUUACGCUGCCCCGGCUUACGCCGCCCCAGCUUACUAAGCUAAAUCCGCUUACUCGGCGGCACCCGCUUACCACGCACCCGCCGCCUACUCGGCACCUGUUUACCAUGCACCCGCCGACUACUCGGCACCCGCCCCGUACAGCUUCGAGUACAGCGUAAACGACCCACACACCUACGACGUCAAGAGCCAACACGAGUACAGCGACGGCAACGGUUACGUCAAGGGAUCUUACAGCCUUUUGGAAGCCGACGGUUCCACCCGCACCGUUGAGUACACCGCCGACGACUACAACGGUUUCAACGCCGUCGUCAAGAACGAAGGUGGAUACAAGGCCCCGUCGUACUCGGCACCGGCUUACUCCGCACCGGUGUACUCGGCACCAGCGUACUCUGCACCGGCCUACAAAGCUCCGUACAACGCCCCCGCUUACAAACCAGCGUACAAACCAGCUUACUAAUGACGACAAGCCAGUCACUUUCGCGUGUAGCCAUCCUGCGUGACACGUUCUGUUUCCUUCUUUAAUUUAUUUCGAUUUCCUUCUCAUUGUUUAUUUAUUUGCGGUAGAUUAAAAAACUAUGCGCCCGUUAGGAAAA